Messenger RNA from Heterocephalus glaber (naked mole-rat), 2422 nucleotides. Its product is annotated as high mobility group protein B3. The record is from RefSeq and is a predicted model, not a curated record. Gene Ontology annotation, molecular function: DNA binding. NCBI's taxonomy places the organism in Eukaryota, Metazoa, Chordata, Mammalia, Rodentia, Bathyergidae. Gene Ontology annotation, cellular component: nucleus.
GGGCUAGGGAAGGGAGGGAGAGGGUAUAAAGAAGGAAUUGGGGACACGCUAGGCAGUGCUCUACCACUAAGCCACAUCCCCAGACUUUAAAAAUUUUAUUUUAUUUUAGGUUUUUUUGAGACAGGGACUCGCUGUGUAGUUUAGGCCAGCCUUGAACUCUUGGCGAUCCCCCUGCCUCAGCUUCCCGAGUGCUGAGAUUACAGGCGUGUGCACCAUCCCCAGCUUCUCACAUUUUCUUUUUGGCUGGCUUUCUUUCCACGUACAUGGAGAUAAGGUAGUUGUGUUUUGGGGAGAUCUGAACCCACCGGGCCACAGGCUGUACCAGGAAGCUGGCCGAAGAGGUAGGCUGUGAGGUGCCUCCAUGCAGAGGCUCUGGGCAUACUGGGGACACUCGGGGGCAUUGGGGGAGCUGGGUGGGGUGCCUGUGCCUUUCAGAGAACCAUGGCAACCAACCGGUCCCCGGAGCUCGGCGAUGUCAUAAUGCCUGCACGCAAGGUUCUGAUGGCAAGGUUCUGAUGAUGAAGCCCAGCCUCCCUGGAAACUUCAGGCCGCCUGCCUGGGCUCAGAGGAGGAGGAAGAGCUUUACCUGGGGCUGAGAUGGAGCUACAAGCUCUUCCCUGGUACCAGAGGACACCCCUGCGGAUCCUCAUCAGGAUGGGUAAAGGGGACCCCAAGAAACCAAAGGGCAAGAUGUCUGCUUAUGCCUUCUUUGUGCAGACCUGCAAAGAGGAGCACAAGAAGAAGAACCCCAAGGUCCCUGUCAAUUUUGCCGAAUUUUCCAAGAAGUGCUCAGAGAGGUGGAAGACGAUGUCUGGGAAGGAGAAAUCUAAGUUUGAUGAAAUGGCCAAGGUGGAUAAAGUGUGCCAUGACCAAGAGAUGAAAGAUUGUGGACCUGCAAAGGGAGGCAAGAAGAAAAAGGACCCUAAUGCCCCUAAGAGACCACCGUCUGGAUUUUUCCUGUUUUGUUCAGAAUUCCGCCCCAAGAUAAAAUCCACCAAGCCUGGUAUCACCAUUGGAGAUGUGGCCAAAAAGCUGGGUGAGAUGUGGAAUAACUUAAGUGACAGCGAAAAGCAGCCCUACAUCACCAAGGUGGCAAAGCUGAAGGAGAAGCAUGAGAAGGAUGUUGCUGACUAUAAGUCUAAAGGAAAAUUUGGUGCUGCCAAGGGUCCUGCUAAAGUUCCCCGGAAAAAGGGCGCGCCGCGACUGAACUCGUAGGUUAAAUGACAGCCCGAUUUCGAACGUGUGGUCUCCAAUGCUCUGGAAGUUGGCGGCAGUUGUUCUGUGUGGCUUGGGGGUCGUCUGGAGCACUGUGAAACUGUAUCAAAGCUGUACGUAUUUCCAGACAUUUUUUAACUGAAAAGGCACUCCGUGUUCUCCUCCUCGCUCUGUGCACUUUGCUGUUGGUGUGUAAAGGCGUUUGAAGAUGUCUCUGCCAUUUGUUUGUUUUUGAAUUUGUAAGGUGGUGUUAACUAUGUGGUUAUUGGUCAGAAACCCUUGGCCACCAACUGUACAUAUCUAGAGAUUGUAAAAAGAACAAAGCAAUCCAGGCAAACCCUCGGUGCCCCCUGCUUGGCGCUGAGGCUGUGGGACAAAUGCCACCGGGAGGGGACCAUAGAGCUGUCGCUGCGGCUAUGGCGGGCGUCCAGUCAGCUUCUGUAUAUAGUGACCUAGCAUCCCGCUGCCCAUCUUAGCUGGGGACCAAGAGGGUCAGCUGGCAUGAGAAGUGUUUGGAUUCCUUUUUUCUUUGGUACUGGGGAUAAAACUCUGGUCCUUGCGCUUGCGCAACAGGGGGCAAAACCACUGAGCUAAAUCCCCGCCCCCGUUUUGUUUUUUUAGUUAAGUGCAGUAGAUGGAAACUGUUUCCAAACAGACUGUAGAACUCUUCAUUUUCUGCAGAGAGCCGAUGAAGGUUCAAAAAGCUUCUGUAUUAAACAGGAUUUGCAUCGCUGUGUUAUUUUUUUGUAUAUUUAGAAUGCUGAAAUGUUUUCCAAGUUAAAUAAACAGUAUUGCAUUAAAAAAAAAAAGGAAUUGGGAUGUGUUAUAUACAUACACGUCCCAACUUCCCACAUGGAAAGUUAACAUGGAUUACACACGUGUACUAAUAAACUAAAAUACAAAUUUUAAAAACAUUUUAUACUUUGUCAUUAACUAUAGUCACAGUAUACAAUAGUCUCUCGAUAUGAUUCAGCCUAUGUAACCGAAAUCUUGUGUCCUCUAACCUGUAUCUCCCUCGUCAGCCCAACUCCCUAAGUGCAUAGUAAUCACUGCUCUCCUCUCUACCUCUGAGUGUAACAGUUUGAGACUCUGCAUCUGUACCCGCUAAUCCUGAUGCCAACAUCCCUAGAUUAAGAGGUGCCUAGCAGAUUGUCGCAGCGUGCUCCUGGUGUGUCUGGGUGGGUUUUCGAGGUGUGGUCUUGGGUCC